This is a messenger RNA of Acanthochromis polyacanthus (spiny chromis), 5530 nucleotides long. RefSeq names its product pyroglutamylated RFamide peptide receptor b (gene qrfprb). Lineage: Eukaryota; Metazoa; Chordata; Actinopteri; Pomacentridae. The record is from RefSeq and is a predicted model, not a curated record. Gene Ontology annotation, biological process: G protein-coupled receptor signaling pathway. Gene Ontology annotation, molecular function: peptide binding; neuropeptide Y receptor activity. Gene Ontology annotation, cellular component: membrane. The transcript has 6 exons. The coding region runs from base 282 to 1604 and encodes 440 amino acids.
GAGCACACACACACACACGCACGCACGCACGCACGCACACACGCACACACACACACACACACACACACACACACACACACACACACACAGACGCGCGCACAGACACACACAGUGAGAGAAAAAGAAAAGGCAACAGCUGCAGCAGCAGUAGCAGCAGGUUUGUGGGAGGUGAAAGAAGCAGCGCAGCGUCCAGAUGCUCCUGUAGGUUUAACAGAAGCUGUCAUCACUGACUUUUAUAUUUCUUUCCGCUCUCCAACAACUUCCUCUGUGGGACUGAAGACAUGGCAGCGGCAGCUUCCACCGAUUCUGGACAGGGGUCCACCAAAAUAACUCCGGAAGUGCUGCAGGAGACGCUCCAGCUGUACAACCUGAGUCGCCAGGAGUUCAUCAGCACCUACAACAUCCAGCCGCUCGUCUACAUACCCGAGCUGCCCUACAGCGCCAAGACCACCUUCGUGAUCAUGUACGUGGUAAUCUUCGUCCUGGCUCUGGCUGGAAAUAGUUUGGUCAUCUACAUAAUUACGAAGAAGCGCGCGAUCCAGACGGCCACGGAUAUUUUCAUCUGCUCCCUGGCUGUCAGCGACCUGCUCAUCACUUUCUUCUGCAUCCCCUUCACGCUGCUGCAGAACAUCUCUUCUGAGUGGUUCGGAGGAGUCCUGGUUUGCAAGACAGUUCCCUUUGUGCAAACCACAGCCAUAGUGACAGGCAUCCUCACGAUGACCUGCAUCGCCAUUGAGAGAUACCAGGGCAUUGUAUUCCCGCUGAAAAUGAGGCGGCAGUACUCGUCCCAAAGAGCAUUCAAGAUGCUGGGGAUUGUGUGGUUCGCCUCAGUGAUAGUGGGUUCACCAAUGCUGUUUGUGCAGCAGCUAAAGGUGAAGUACGACUUCCUGUAUGAUCACUACCACGUCUGCUGCCAGGAGAGUUGGACAUCUCUCACCCAUCGGCAGGUUUACACCACCUUCAUCAUGGUGGCUCUUUUCCUGCUGCCUCUGGCCGCCAUGCUGUUCCUCUACACGCGCAUCGGCAUCGAGUUGUGGAUCCGCAAGAGGGUUGGCGACACCUCGGUCCUCAACACCAUGCACCACAGGGAGAUCAGCAAGAUCUCAAGGAAAAAGAAAAGAGCCGUCAAAAUGAUGGUCACAAUUGUGCUGCUAUUUACGAUUUGCUGGGCUCCGUUCCACACAGUCCAUAUGCUGUUUGAGUACUAUGACCUUGAGAAGAAAUACGACGGAGUCACACUCAACAUGAUCAUCGCCGUUGUCCAGGCCAUCGGGUUCUUCAACAGCUUCAACAACCCCAUCGUCUACGCCUUCAUGAACGAAAACUUCAAGAAGAGCUGCGUCUCCACGCUCUCCCACUGCGUCCGGAAGCCCAACCAGCAGGUCGACGUCAUGGUGGCACCCAGGCUGAGCGUGCAGUUCAUCAAACCCCAAAGCAGAGAAGCCUUCAUAAAACCGGACGAUGGCAACAGCUUGGAGCGGCCCUCAGCGGAGAAAGGCCCUUCAACUUCAUCGCAGGGGGAGCGCUCGCUGGAAAUGAUAGGCGAAAAAAUCUCCACCAUCCAAACGGAGCUGCCUGCAAAUAGCUCCAGUGAAGUCAAAUGAGGAUGAAGUGGAGCAAAGUUCAGGUGUUUGAACGGUUCAACUCAACCCUCCUGUUUGCUGUCGAUCCCUGGCGCUUGGCACAAGCAGCCACGAGUGUGUCAGACAUGAUUUAAGUCUCUCAGUUGCGGUUCAAAAGGCUCAAAAGUCCAACAGAAAGACAACAAACUGUAUCUCUGCAGUGGCAGCGGGACUGUGAAUGGAUAUUCAUUAAAAAGAGGCAGUUUUACUCCAAAAACUGGGAGCAUUCAGGAACAGUGGUCCAACAGGCAAUUAAUGAUUUUUUGACAGUGGGGACAGCCAAAUAAGAGCACUUUGUUGGCAGGUUAACAAGCAGGAAGCAGUUUGGUAAUUUUUCCUUCAUUAUCUACUCAUCAUCCUUUCAAAUCGCCCACUGACCACUCAGAAAUAAUUUCUGUUUUCUCUCAAAAAUUGCAGGACAUCCAGCCUCUCCCAUACCUGUUUUCCACCAAAUUAUUUCUGGUUCUUAAACUGGUUCCAUUCAGGAUUCUUGAAAUGUUGGUGUCAAACAGUGAACAGGCUCCUGUCUCCACCAAUGAUGGAUCAGUAUAAUUAAGAACGCACUCAACAACAACAGAGAAGCUUUGCACAUCGUCUUUAUUUCCAACCAGUAAUGACACUCCCACUGAUGUCGUGGCAUUUCAGGUAAAGGAACAAAGCUGGGAACGUUCCAGGUUCUCAAUCAAUUCAUUUUUGCUUGAAACGCUCCUAGUGGCUCAAAAUCAGACGUGCAGAUCAGAACAGAAUGUGUUCCCUGUUGGUGGUGAAGGGCUUUCAAUAAGCAUUAAUGGUGCAUGAGCGGGAACCAUGCUCAAUGUCAUCCUGAAUAAGCUCAGACUAUAAGUACGGUGUUCUUGUAGAAGGGAAAAUGUUUGGAAAUGUCACACAAUUUAAAAUGGCCUUCAUUCAUUCAACUACUUACAUGCAGUUUUCAACACCGCAGCUCAAAGCUCUUCUCUCCUUUGCCAACAGAUUGUUCAUUUCACACAAAAAAAGAGAAACUUUGCAGCAACUUGUAUAUCACUCGGAACAAACAGAGAUGAGACGCACAACAAGGAAUACAUAAAGCAGCUUUUUCUAACAGUAAUGCAAAAAAAAAAAAAAAAUCCAACUCCUGAUCUAUUUUCUUUUUUUUUUUUUGAUUGUGCAUAUGAAGUUAUUACAUCACUGAUAGGGGAAGGAAUAUAUUUAGUGUGUGAAAAUCCUGCUUAUUAUGAAAUUCGGUCACAUCUCUACCCCCUAUAGAAUGUACUAUAAUGUAUUCUGGGGCUACAGGUCAUAAAUGCAGCACAAUAGGUUUCACUGGGCUUUGGCUUUCAUGCUUUUACAGAAUCCAUAAAUCCUGUCCACGUUAUCCUGAUUUGAAAAGUCAUAAACGAUGCCACUGGUGAACGUACAUUUACACUGAUCAGUCAAAACUAGAGAGGACCAGAUCAUGUUUCUCUCCCCAGUUCCAAUCUGAUUCAUUUACUAUUUCACAUCUGCUCAUACCCAGUUGUAAUCAACACCAUUUUCCGAGAUAAUAAGCACUUAAAGUCCAUUAAAUUCUUAAAAUCGAUCUAAUCUCUAUGGUUGUCGACCUUAAAGCUCGGCAAAGCAUUAAGAAAAUAGCAUGAGCUCCACAAGCUCCAAAAGACAUUAAAAUCCUGUAUUCAAUACAUGUAUGUCAGAGCAUAUAUUAUACAUUAGCUGCAGUACUUGGAACCUCUUACUGUUUGACACUGUAGUGACCUGAGUGGACGACAAGCAAGCAGAAAGUGUUGUCGGAGUUUCGCUAGCAACAGGCACCAUGACAGGGACAAUUUUUUAAAGAAACGUGUUCCAACACAACUCACACUUUUUCAUUUUGACAUGUGACGGUGGAGGACAACAAAAAAUUAGGCUUAGAAAAAAAGCAGAUGCUGACAAGUUAAAAGAUGCUAAUGAUAGACCCCGAAUUGGAUUGAUGAUAUCAGCUGAGGCAUCCCCAGCCAAAAAGCAUUUCGCAAAUAUUGUUAAGCCACCAGCUCCAGCCUGUAAGGUAAGAACUGGUGGCUACGUUUAUAUUCCGGUUAAGAAAGGGUUUUUGACUGCAUAUAAAUGUAGGCAUUGACGUGGCACUGGGAUGGCAGUAGAUUCUUUAGCUUCUGUGGGUUGUGGGGUGGGACGUCCGUGGAUUAGCCAUGUGGAUGCUCGAUCACACUGGGACUAGGGGAUUCUCUAGGGACUCCGGGUAAACUCCUCGGACUCUUUCUCCUUAGGCAGUUUUUGCGAUUGCCCUUGCUGAGGGAGCCCAAGCAAAGCACUGCAAAACAAGAUCAUCAAUGUAAUUCACUUAAUCUGUGUAUAUUUUGCCUGAACAGUGUAAAUGCAAACGGAAAAGUCCUGCAACAAGAAAACAAAAGAGAUGAUUUAACUCCUCUGCAUUUUGGAAACAAAUGAUCUCUCCUUUUAUAUAAAGCACAGAUUAAAAAAAAAGAAACAAACAAGACAGAGCACAAAGGCAGGUCUUAAACUGAAAUGGCAAACAUCUUUUUCUUUUUGGUUAUAAUUUGGGUAAAUGGCUGUCCGUGUGAAUACGUAGGUGGAACAGCUAAUGAGUUUUGCAGCAUGUAAACAUUUUUCAGAUCCAAAGAGAUUAAUUGUGUUUUAGUCAAAUUUGCAUCCAUAAAAUGUGAAGUGAAAGAAUGCUUUGUUGUGGAAAAAGUGCGAAUGUUGAGCGCUUACUGUGAAGGCAAACUCAGCUUUAAACAUGAGGAUUGUCAUUCAUUCAUACAGUGAUAAACGCUUCAUAGGCCGCCUAUUCUCACUUCCAGAAACUAGUCAAAUCAAGAAUCUUUACUGUCAUUAUGCAAUUAGUUUUCACCAGUUACAUAAUGAAAUUUUGUUGGUAGGACCAGCUUAAAAGUCAACAUUAAAAGACGUGGACAAUAAAGCAUACAGUGCAUUAAAAAAAGGUAAGAAAAUAUAUAUGCAACAGAGUGAUUACAGUGCAGCAGUGCAAGGUGCAAUUUCAGUUCCUUCUCAUCUCAAGCUUUUAAAGUGAAUGUGUGUGAAGUUGUACAGAGUUUACAGCUCUGUGUUCACAUUUAAAGCUUAAGCACAGUCUCACCUCUGCAUGUGUCUGUGAUGUGACGCUACAUGUCUUUUAUAGAGUAUUUUGAGCACAUCAUAAGUGUGAGCUAAACCAGAUGGGCUUUGUUUGUAGGGUCAGAGAGGCGGAAAAUGAAGUGGAUCCUUAUAAGAGAUGUUCUGUGCUGCAAGACAGUACUAGUGUUAGUGUUUUGUUACAUGCUUUACAGAGUUCCUAUAAGCUCAGACCUGCCAUCUCUGCAACACUGGCCAAUGAAAGUGAGUUUCUUUGUUCUCUAUUUUUCUAUAAAAGUUGCAAUUUUGUGUUUCUUCUUAGAGAGCUGGAAGAUUCAGAAUAUUUUACCAUAUUCUUAAUUAAACAAGAGCUAUAAGAGUUACAGGUAGUUUUUCUGUACUGAACCAUGAAUGUAACUACUCACAAAUAAGAAACAACCUUUUUGAAAAAUGCUUGUGUGCAGUAAAAUAAAAAAGCUGUUAUACACAUGUCUGUGAAGCAGCUUAGAUGUGGGAUGAUCACAAACACUUUUAUUCCUGAGCUUUUAAGGUGAAAUGCGGGAUCAGUAACAAUGUGUUUGCUCAAUAGUCCUGUGGGAUAUUUUUGUAAUGUUCAUGUCUUAAGAUUUAAGUUUAAUCUUGGUGUUAUAUUUAAAACUGCUUAGACAUUUUGUAAUGUUUGGCAAUGACAGUGUGGCUUUAAUUCACCGUUCUGUGCAGAGUUGAAAUAGGCUGCGCUGAAUAUCCAACCGAUUUAAAAUCCUUUUUUCCUUUCUUUUAUAUCUUUGUCUUUGCCUUUUUCUUCUUGUUAAAUUCAACAUUGAAUAAAAACACCCAUUUCA